Molecule: messenger RNA, 4878 nt
Organism: Cheilinus undulatus (humphead wrasse)
Lineage: Eukaryota; Metazoa; Chordata; Actinopteri; Labriformes; Labridae
Gene: glrx5
Product: glutaredoxin 5 homolog (S. cerevisiae)
Exons: 2
Coding region: 115-585 (156 amino acids)
Source: RefSeq, a predicted model, not a curated record
CCCCUCAUCUACAACGUAGUUUGUUGACGCAUUUAUCCAGCCUUGUACAACACCGGCUAGCCACUGUCAGCCACAUUUCUCCUCCUGAGACUGAGACAACACUUACCAAAAACAAUGAACAGCCUAAUCAGACUCAGUGCCAGGUGUCUACGGUCCGGGGCUCAGGUCUGUCUGCCCAGACAGGGUAACGGACUUGUUUGGUCCGGCUCGGCCCGGUUCCUCAGCGCUUCGGCGGACCUCCAGAAAGACCUUGGUGAGAUGGUGAAGAAGGACAAAGUGGUGGUGUUUAUGAAGGGGACACCGGCUCAGCCCAUGUGUGGCUUCAGUAAUGCAGUAGUCCAGAUCCUCCGGAUGCAUGGGGUAGACGACUAUGCUGCCUACAACGUGUUGGAGGACCAGGACCUCAGACAAGGAGUCAAGGACUUCUCCAACUGGCCCACGAUCCCCCAGGUGUACUUCAACGGAGAGUUUGUGGGAGGCUGUGACAUCCUGCUCCAGAUGCACCAGAACGGAGAUCUGGUGGAGGAGUUAAAGAAGCUGGGGAUCUCCUCAGCACUGCUCGACGCCGAGAAGGAAUCCAAGUAGAGGAAGAGGAUAAACUCUGAACCACUGACGAGACAGAGGACACAUUUAUCAGGUUAAAUCCUCCUCUCAGAUGAUCACAAAUAAAUCAACUCUCCAGGCAGACAUGGACAAAACAGACUCACCCUCUGGCAAAUUCGGCACAGUAAGAGUGCAGAGGAAAGUAUCGAGGGGGCAACACUGUAUUAUGAGUCAUCAACAUCCAUGCAUCAUCAUGUUUGUAACAUUAAAACACCCUGGACUGCUUACAAAGCUUUAGCUUCACUGCUCUUAGUCAUUCAGGCCCCAAAAUGUGCAGAAUCAAACCAGCAAGGACUUGAAUCUAGGAGGAAAAAGAUGUCAGAGUCCUCACAGAGAUACAGUAUCUUCACUGUUAACAUUUUAAGCUAUUUGGAGGCAACAGUAUAAAUCACAAACACUGACACAUACCUUUAAAAGCUAUAAAAGUGGGCAAUGCCUUACAACACUAGCUUCUGUUCACUAGUGAAUUUCACAGGUUUUAGGAUCCACUUUGUUAGGUUAUUUGCCAACCUUGCCAUCUUACAUUUGGUGCUCUGCAGGUCGUCUACACUGAUUUAUCAUCCCUGUCUUACUUGCAUCUUCCUGCUGCCACUAAAAAUGAAGAAAGGCUACAAACCAGCUUGGUUUCUUUCACAUUAUACGGUCAUUUUGAUUACUUAAAGACAUGACGUAUUGAUUAUUGUAAUUGUGACUAAAUCCAUGGAGGACUCCUUAAUCUUUGCCUCCCUUUUCCGACUAUUGAAAGCGUUCAUAUCACUUUUCAUGACUGAUCUCAGUCCUGCAAUCAUUUGAUGAAGUUUAAAAUCAAUACCAGCAAGCUCUGUCUUAGGAUAAAAGUGUUGAGUCUACCACUAUAACAUCACUUCGACUGCCAGUGGGAGACUUCCAGGGUUUUCAAUUAGUUUACAAAAGAGUGCUUGCAGCAUCUUUGCCUCCAGAAGCCCUUGUGCAUUUCCUGUUGGAUUUUUUUCUCCUUGUUGUGAUCUUUAAAGACCAGAUGAGCCUCAGGGUGUGAAUAAUGUGUCACCAUAUAGAAACCUUCUAAAUGCACUGCCUGUGACUUCAGUAAACAAAAUGAAAGAACAAAGAGGGGACAGUACUAAGGGAGGAAUAAAGCUGGGUUCUAGAUCAGCGGUUCUCAACUAGUGGGUCGGGAAUGAGUGUCUGGAAAAAAUGGUCUAAGAAGUACUCCAGUCCUUUGUAGACAUGCAUCCAUUUUAUUUUACUCUUUUUUAUCACAAUAAUGGGUAAAUUUAAAUGUUUUCUCAAUAUUUCAACUCAUUUUCUCCUUAUUUGCCAUUAAAACUGCUUUUCCCGUGAUAAGGUCAUUUUUAAAAUCUCUGGAAAUUGGCAAAAAAAGUUUGUGUAAUCACAGGGAAAUUGGUGUAAAACAUGUUUCUGCCUCCUUUCAGUCAUAGAUUUUGUUCCGUCCCAAAAUCAAACUGCAUCAUUAUUCAUUAAACAAACAUGCAUUUAUUUUUGGGGGGUAUUAUUUCGGGUUGUGAUUUGUCAGUGAGGAAGCUGCUGUGUCCUGAUGCUAGACCGGUUGAGAACCACUGUUCUAGAUAAUACAGAUAAAAGAUUUUUGAAUAUUACUUCUUUCACUUGAUUUUUUUUUUUUUUUUUUCUUUUUUUUUUUGCAGCUGAGAUACCAAAAAACACGGACCACAUCUCGCUGAUCUCAUCACACAUGCACCUCAGUAUAAAUGUGAUGAUAUCAACACUAGGGUCCCCUCUUUGUUCUUCCUGUCUUGAGUAGGGAUGGAGAUCGAAACUCACUUCCACCAGGGCCUGUUUUUUUUCUUUUUUUUUUUUUUUUUUUUUAGUUUUCAAAGGCUGAAAAUCAUUGAGCUUAUUGAUACUGCUGCUGAGCGUUUGGGUCCUGUAGCAUGACGUUAUAUCUCCAGAUCGCCUUGUUUAAAUCAAAUUACUGGUUUCAUGUGAUUGAGUUAUUUAAUAUAAGUGAAUUGCAAGGCAGUAAGCCUGCCUGGUGAAUCAAAUUAAAGCAAAAGCGUAAAGCAGUGGUUCUCAGCAUGGUGGUUGGGACUCCCUUGGGGGUUGCAAGCAUAGAGGUCUCAAGACACGAGGAGGAGGUUGCCAGAUACUUCCCAAAAAACGAAGAAUGUUUUAAAACUCUUUCAAACUGUCUUUUUGACCAAUUUCUGUAAAAAUAAACAGGCAUAAAAUUGAUUAAAUGUAAAAUAAAGACAUGGUCACUUGGUUAGAUUUAUGCUGAAAUCAAAGCAAUGUUUUAAAAAAUCCUUAAAAUUUAAGUCUGUGCAUGGUCGUUUUCAACUGCAUUAACCACCGUCAGAGACAGUGGAGGUCCCCAGGCAUUGACACUUUUUUGGGGGGGGGUUUUGUGGGCUGAAAGGUUUGAGAACUCAUCUGCUGCUGCUUUACGUCAGUCAUCCUCCUCCACUCAUAGUUGUCGUGGCUAACGGGCAAUUUAGCAUCGCCAGUCCACCUAACAAUCUUGUCCUCUUACUGUAGAAGGAAGCCAGACUAACCAGAGAGACCACGCAUGCACAAGGAGAACACACAAACAAGCCACUAUAAAAAAUCCUGUUCGUUCAAAAACAGCAAUCUAAUGUUGAUGGCCAUGUUGAAACUGUCCGGAUAAAUGCAAGUUAGUUGCGUAAUUGGGGCGACAUAAUGUUACUUGGGGAGUAUCGAAAUCUAGUACAAACAUGGCACCAGUACAGCACAUCUGACACUUACGGUACCUAAAAAAAAAUCACAGAUUUUGGUGUUUCAUUUUGGUACCCUUCCAACCUGACAUGAUCCUCCACUACUUCAAAUGAAGUUGCAUCUUUACUUUUCUGUUCUCUUAAUAGACAAUGACACAUUUAGCUAUUUAGCAUCAGGAUCAGGAAAAACCAAAUGAUACCCAACCCUAGUGUAAAGUAGUUAAUGAGACUGACAACCAACACUUGUAACCAAUAUGCAUUUAAAAUGAAAUUAUCUGUAGUAAUUUCAAUGUUAUGUUUACAGAAUGGAAGUCUGAUUUAAAAAACAAGCCACUUCAUUGAUAAAAGAAUGAGUAUGGUGAUUACUUAUAUGUCGUAUAAGCUAAUCAGAUGGAGUUGCUGGUGGUAGAUUAGGGAUACAGUGAAGUAUGAAAACAGAGCCAGAGGGGAAGAUAGAACUUGCAGAUGAACCAAAGGGGUGCACUUUUUCAUUCAUUCAUUUUUAUGGCAGUUUGUUAAAUAUCUGCCCUGAUAAUCAGCCAGACUGAUAAUUGGUCUAAUCCCUCUAAUUUAAAUGCAACUUCCAGGAAAGAACAGCUUUGAUGGGAAACUUCAAGUCAUUGGGUGGUAAAUUAGUUCAUGAAAUGGAUGAAACAGUUCUGUUAAAAGGAAUUAAAUAGCAUAGAUCAGUGGUACACAAUGUUGCUCUACCAAAGAGCCAAAUUGUUUAAAAAUACUUUUGCAAGAGCCAUGACCCAAACCUGGGUGGGGUGUAUAUUCAAUUAAAUUUGAUGAUUAAAGUCUACUGGGUAAGUGUGGGAAACAAAGUAAUUGAUUUGACUCAGUAUGAAUCACUUCUUAUGUCAUGAUUUGCUUUUCCAAGGUUUUCUUUUGGAUUAUUUCCCAUGUUAGACUUAAAAGAGCCACAGGUCUUCACAAAAGAGCCACAUGUGGCUGAAGAGCCAUGCGUUGAGUAUCACUGGCCUUGAUAAAAAGCCUCAGAAUCAGACAGCCUAGUGGUUAGGACGCAUCCCACUUUCUCAUCCCUCUUUCCAAUUCUGUCCACUUUCCUCCUUUAUCAAGAGCAGUAUCAAUAAGGGCUCAGAUUGUUAGGGAGUAUCUAUAAGGUUCUCUGUAUCAGUGAAAUGCAAUGAUCUCCAUCCCUAGUCCUAGUUUGUACCACAUACAAAAUGUGUCCUCAUGUUUUUGUCUACACCCGCCUAAACGCAACAAACUUUUGCCUUUUACCUUCCUCUCUUGAAGAUGACUGAUUGGACAAACGGAGACAAGCAGUUCUAUGUAAAGUUUGUUGCGUCAGUCUAAUUCUAUGGUAUUUAUUAGUCACACAAAGAAUUAAAAAUGUUUGUAUGGGGUGGGGGAUGUUUUCUGCUUUUGAGUCGUCUCAAUGAGCAUAAAAAAAACCUUGACAUUUAUAAAUCCUAGAUUUUUCUCCUGCUGCACACAGUUGUAUUAUCAUAGCAAUGGUCCUGUAGUACACUGUAAAAUAUUGUACAUUGAAGGCAUAUUAUGAAAUGUAUUUUAGCUGCAUGUAAACCCUGCACCGAUUAAAUAUUUUGUGACACAA